AUGUUUGACAUAAUUGUUGACUUAAGUGGAGUUGUAGAUUUUGAAUACUAUAAUAGUUGGAAAGUGGAAUGUUUUUCAAUUAAAGAUCAAAUUUUAUUGACUUUUAUCAAACUUAGAUUGAAUUUACUUAACAAAGAUCUGGCUUUUAGAUUCAAUACAAGUGAAUCAACAGUUUGCAAUAUCAUAUUGACAUUUAUUAUUGUACUUCAUGAAAUUGUAUUCAAUCAAUUAAUGAAAACGGUGCCUUCUCAAAGCAAAAACAAGCUUUGUCUGCCUAAUUGUUUUGUAAGCUUUCAGAAUUGUAGGAUAACCAUAGACUGUACUGAAGUAGCAUGUGAUAUUCCCCAUCAAUUAGAUCACCAGAGAGCUACUUUCAGUUCAUACAAACAUAAAAAUACACUAAAAGGGCUUAUUGGAGUUGCACCUAUUGGUGUUAUUACAUUUGUCAGUAAAUUGUACCCAGGGUCAACUUCCGAUAAAAAAAUUGUUAGUCAUUGUGGAAUUUUAAGUUUACUUGAGCCUGGUGAUCUAAUUUUGGCAGACAAAGGAUUUCUUAUAUCAGACCUUAUACCUAACGGGGCUUCUUUAAACAUACCUCCUUUUCUUACUUCAUCUCAAUUUACACCUAGUGAAGUUGAAAGAACAAAAACUAUUGCCCGAGCUAGAAUUCAUGUCGAGAGAGCUAUUAGUCGAAUAAAAGGAUUCAAAAUUUUGAGUCAUAUUCCAAAAUCUUUGUACAAAAAAUCAUCCAUAGUAUUUCAACUUUGUGCAUCAUUAGUCAAUUUUCAAAAUCCACUUAUUAGAGAAGUAGAAAGUUUGUUUAUUGUAUCAGCUCCAGAACAUAAUGAUAUUUAA
Messenger RNA from Diuraphis noxia (Russian wheat aphid), 855 nucleotides. RefSeq lists its product as uncharacterized. Lineage: Eukaryota; Metazoa; Arthropoda; Insecta; Hemiptera; Aphididae. The record is from RefSeq and is a predicted model, not a curated record.